Perkinsus marinus ATCC 50983 is the source of this 1149-nucleotide messenger RNA. RefSeq lists its product as hypothetical. The record is from RefSeq and is a predicted model, not a curated record. Lineage: Eukaryota; Perkinsozoa; Perkinsida; Perkinsidae. The coding region runs from base 1 to 1149 and encodes 382 amino acids. The transcript has a single exon.
AUGGAUAAGGUGCUUGCUAAGCUGAUUGGAGAUGAGGAACAUGAAGGUCGUGAGCCCAUUCGGAGAACGUUCUCUGCAGCACUGAUAACUGUGAUCCUUCCCGUCGAUCUGCUCCCUCCGAAUGGUCGUCGGUUGCUCCGUUCUGUAAAACGUCAGAUGACGAAGGACCUUCAUGAAUCUGGUUGGUCACCAGUAGGUGUCUAUUGGCGUGAUUUUGGUCUAGCUAUUAAUGAAGGGUAUGGAGAUGAUGACGUUCUCUUAGAGACUCCCCAACCUACUAGAGUUAAGGAGGUUGUGGCAUCUAACUCUAUUCAUAAGCUGGUUGAUCAAGAAGUCCCUGUUCGGGCUUUGAAGUUUACUGAAGAUGUUGUGGAUGAGGUGCCUCGUCCAGCAGUUAUGCAGCAGAUAGAGGGCGGCCCGAGGUCACCUUGUUUGGAUCACAUGUUGCAUCCGACAUCCAGUAAAGCUCCAGUUCGCGAUCGUCAUAAGUCUAAGUAUUAUCAGCCGGCUGCUGGGGGUCGUACUGACGAUAUUCGUGAUGCCCGAGCUAUCCAGGAACCUGUAAGAGAGGGUGUUGUUUCCCCAAGCGAUAGACAUAAGGCCAUCACUGCUGCUAAAGGUUUAUCUCAGAUAACUCCUCCCUAUAAAGGACAAUCUGACUCGAGACGGUUUUCUUGGUUGAAGGCAACCAUUCGUAAAGCGCUGCGAGCGGCGACUGCUGAUGUUCCUACCCAUUGGUAUAACUUACGGCGCAGUAUUGACAUCAACCUCUUCAACCAGAUACCCUUACCGCGUUUUGAUCCCUCUGAUUUGAGCUCUUUCUGUCGGGCAAUCAAUUCUGUUUGGGAGUAUAUGGAUACAAUUUGUGAGGGCAAGUAUGCGCUUCAGCAACUUUUAGAUGAGAAGCCUGACCUCAAGCAACGUGAAGAUGAACAUGUUUCUUCUUUUGUGGCAAGAUGUGCUCAGUGGUUGCAUGAGGCUGAAAUCUGCAAUCAUUUGGUAUAUACGUAUGAGAUCCGAAUGAUAGUGAGUCGAGGCCUUCGCAACACAUAUCUAUCUAUAUGGAGUGCUGAUCUGGGUGAAGAUCUAUCUUUCAUUGAGUUCUGUUGUGAGCAAACUGAGCACUUGAUUUUAGGGCGUACGCGGUAG